CACUAACGUCUAGACUUUAGUUGAUAUCGAGCCGUAGAACAGUUAGGAUAAUACGAAUAUUAUAUAUUACGUAAGUGACAAUGACGACCGAAAAAAGUGAUGCUCAGAAUUUUAGUUACUACACAAUUGCUUCCAUAUGUGCAGUUUUAGGACUAUUCUGGUAUUUCCGCCGAACUAUAUAUCAGAAAUACUUCGCGUGGAUUAUGCAUAUUUUCGCUUCUAAAGUUUACUUUGACAGUUUAAAUGAUAUGAAGGUCAACCUUUUUCAAUGUGUGCAUGAUUAUAAGAAUCAACUGGACAAAGACUUGGCCGUUCUGGAAGUUGGAACUGGGUCAGCAACUAAUUUGACCUACUUGCCACCUAAUACGAAGCUCGUUUGCUUAGAUCCGAAUCCACAAUUUGAGAAAUAUGCAAAGGAACAUGUGAAAAAGGAAGGCAGUUCAUUGUCCGUAGAUUUCGUACAUGGAUAUGCCGAGAAAUUGCAAUUUGAAGAUGAAUCAUUCGAUGUGGUAGUGUGCACGCUUGUUUUGUGUUCUGUGUUGGAUAUGAAGAAAUGUUUGCAGGAAUUCAAACGAGUUUUGAAACCGGGCGGAAAAUAUGUUUUCAUGGAGCACGUGGCAUAUGAAGACAAAACCUCUUGGACGUGGACGUUUCAAUGGAUGAUGAAUCCAGUGCAGCGGUAUCUCUUCGAUGACUGUGAGACAACACGAGACACGGAAACCUACAUCAUGGCAGCCGGAUUUUCAGAUGUCAGUCUGAAACGUUGUGCUCCUGAAAUAUUUGCUGUAUGGUACAGACCAACCAUUCUUGGAGUAGCCACAAAAUAGAAUAAAUUAAACGGCAAUAAAAGAUCUUUUGUUAUUUGUAGAGAUUGUCAAGUAUAUCGGAAUUUUAAUACUGAUUUUCUACAAAUAUUUUAAUCAAGUUUGCUCUAUUAUUAACAUCCAAACAUUCAAACAGACCGGUGACAAUGUUUAGAAACGUCAUCGUGUUGUUGCAGAAAGCGUGCUUACUAACUUUAAUGGUUAUGUGUCUAACAAAACGUACAUGUCUACAUUAUGUCUGACAAAUAGUUACCACUUUUAUCACUUUGUCAAUAAAUUCUAAUGUCUUUGUUUUUACCGACCAAUGCAUUUUAGAUCGCCAUUUCUACAAAAAUAGCGUUUUCUGACAUUGAUAUUGUAAAAUCGUUCAAAGUGCUAUUCCACAUUAUUCUACACUGUUUUCGCCAGUAAUUGAUAUCAUAAUUUAAAAUCUUAAACGCUAUCUAUCAGUAUUUCAAAAAGUUUUGAAGGCUUGUUAAAUUCAGUAAUAGCCUUUAUCAUGUUACAAUGUACGUCAUUUAUACACCAUUGUGCUUGUGCAAAUACGUAGAACAACUGCACUUCUCUUCUAGUUUUAACAAAUAAAUAUCCCUAAACUUGAACCUAUCUUGUGCAAACCUUGACCCGCCAUAAUACCCCUGUCUGAGUUAGUACAAAUAAGUUGUUUUACAAGUAUUUAAAGCGGCUCGUUCACAAGAUUUAUAAUUCUUUUCAAAAUAGUUUUCCACAGUUUCGGUACAAAAUUGGAUAACUAAUACUGAAGAAUACUGAAGUAAGUGAAAACUGCUGGAAAUGAUUUGAUGUUGAUGCUUUGAGAAAUUUUAAACGCGUCGAGGGUGGUUAAUUUUUUUAAAAAAUGUUGUUGUUGUUUUUUUGUACUUUGCAGGGAUACUUCCAGUUAUUUUCAGUAUUUGUUGUUAAAGAACCGCAUGGUUUCACAAGAGAUUUGCGAAAGUGGUUUUGACUUUAAGACUAGUACAGACCAAGAUCACCCUGCACGUCCGUGAUCAUGGUCUGCACUGUUCGCUAUUCAAUCUGUCAAGUUUCAGUAAAGAUCACUUGGAAUAAGAGGUGGAACUGUCCAAAAUGAAUGAUGGACCAGUCAAUUUUAGAAAUUUGGCAAGGUAAAGGUUAAAGAUGUAGUAUGCUCAUCCUCCAUUUUAAAGCUUUAUAAAAAGAUAUUGACUUUUCCUAUCAUAAAUAUACUCAUCACACUGCUUGUAAAAAUCCAUAUAUUUAGUGGUUUUAUAUUUUUAUUCUGUAUGCUUUUAUUAAAAUUGCUGUAUUUCAAACCUAACAUGUGUUAUUGUUCAUACACGCUUACAUGUUUAAUUUGUUUUAACAUGAAUAUUGCGGUGUAUAUGUUCAUAAUUUCAAAUGACAAGCUUUAGUUUGUAUAUCUUUAAAUACCUCCGGUUCGUUUCAAGAAACCUUAUGUUUUAAGUUCGAACUUAAUACCAUACGCGCGUUACGUUAUAAAUAAUUUGCAAGUUCUUACCAAAACUGUUUAUCUGUGAAUUUAAAAGCAGUAUUUUAGGUGAUGAUCUAAAACUUAUCUUUUAAGUUAAAGUUUGGAAACACUAUUUCAAUAUAUAUAAAUAGGCAUUUAGUUAGAAUCUCAGUUGUAUGUAUAGCCCGCCCUAUUAGCUCAAUACGGGCAGAGCAGAUCUGCGGAUCGCGGGAACGUGCGUUCGAUCCCCGGGCGAGGCGUAUGUUCUCCGUGACGAUUUGAUAAAAGACAUUAUGUAUGAAGUCAUUUGUCCACCACCUCUGCUUCAUGUGGAGAAGUUGGCAGUUACUUACGGAGAACAGAUCAGCACUUGUACAGAAUCCGGGAACACUGGUAAGGUUAACUGCCCACCGUUACAUAACUGAAAUACUGUUGAAAACGACGUUAAACCCAACAAUUGUAUAUUUAUCAAAGUAACGUUUGGGGUUACAAAUGAAUUUUCUUAUUUCGAACAACACUAUUUUUAAGGAGAUUGGACACAGAAUGAACCCAGUUUCCAAACAACUUUUGUAAAAUUUCAGUCAAACAUGUUUUAAUACAUUGUGUAUCCAUAUAUUUGCAAACUCUAGAAUUAUAUCGUAUAUGCUUCGAUUUUUUCUUUUAUUUGAUAGUUAAACAGAUAUUUGGAAGGUGUAUGCAGAGUGUCUUUAACAUGAAUUAUAUCAAACUAACGUACUAAUGAUAUCCUAGAAGUAAUGACUCCUACAAGAAUGUGUUUUCACUUGGAACGUUUAACUGAAAUGUUUAAUAUUGCUGUUAUAGCUGACAUGGCCAUAGAUAUCGGCGUGUUGGAUUAUUAUAAUUCUGUAUUAGUGUGUGAAACUGUGUGUCAUAUGUCAAUGAAAAUUUAAUUUGAAUUUGCUAUAAGAAAAAAGUAGUUUCUUUCUUGUUUUAUAAAAGAUAAAAGAUUGUAAUUGAAACAACUGCGUAAUUACAACAAAAUUUUUACGUUGCUUGGGAAGUCUUCAAAUAUUUUGCAAACUGUUUAGGAAGUGACUAAAAAGGCAAAAGAGACAUUAAAAUAUUUUGCAAACUGUUAAGGAAGUGAUUAAAGGGCAAGAGAGACAUUCAGAUAUUUUGAAACUGUUAAGGAAGUGAUUAACAAAUGCAAGAGAGACAUUUAAAUAUUUUGCAAACUGUUCAGGAAGUGAUUAACAAAGGCAAGAGAGACAUUCAAAUAUUUUGCAAACUGUUCAGGAAGUGAUUAACAAAGGCAAGAGAGACAUUCAAAUAUUUUGCAAACUGUUAAGGAAAUGAUUAACAAAGGCAAGAGAGACAAUGGAUAUGAUUAUAACCUGCCACUCUGUUUCCCUCUAAUGUUUAUCGCUUUAUCAUAAUGUAAUUUAUAAAGGUAACCAUAAUACCCUUACCAUUAAAAUACAGUUAUGACACAA
Mercenaria mercenaria is the source of this 3728-nucleotide messenger RNA. Its product is annotated as putative methyltransferase-like protein 7A. The transcript has 2 exons. NCBI's taxonomy places the organism in Eukaryota, Metazoa, Mollusca, Bivalvia, Venerida, Veneridae. The record is from RefSeq and is a predicted model, not a curated record. Gene Ontology annotation, molecular function: S-adenosylmethionine-dependent methyltransferase activity. The coding region runs from base 81 to 827 and encodes 248 amino acids.